GCGUGGUCAUGUGGUAGUUUCUCACCCUGAGAUCAACAACAACCUGUAAACAAGACAGACAAUAGCUAGAACUAGCUACGGCCACCGGCUAGAGCUAUGGAAUCAAUGAUGGCAAGCAAGCAGAUCCCUUGUGCACGUGCAGUACAUAGCUUCGAGAGCCAGGCAGAGCACGAGCUAGGGUUUGCUGCUGGAGAGUCCAUCAUGCUACUCAGGCGAAUUGAUGAGAAUUGGCUUGAGGGGAAGCUGGACAGCAAAGUGGGCAUCUUCCCGGCCAACUACGUCAAGAUAGAGCUAGGGAGUCCAUCAGUAUCGCAUGAGAGUGAUUUGGCACGAUCAGGGAAGCCGUAUGCGAUUGCUAGGUUUCCCUUUGCCGGUGAUCGUCCUGGCGACCUGUCGUUCGGACAAGGUGACCUUGUGGAGUUGGUGGAGGUGGUGGGGAGUGGGUGGUUGAGGGGGCGGAUACGUGACACGGAGGGAAUAUUCCCGGGGUCAUUUGUGAAGGUGAUUAAGGAGACGGAAGAGGACCACCCUCUCGUUAAUGGAGUCAACGGGGUCGACGGUCCAAUGGAGGUUACUAAGCAACCACACCCACUGUUGCGUACAACUGUAUCAGCACCCUCCGUCCAAUCAGAAGUUAGCCCACUCUACGAGGAGGUGGGGGACUUGCACCCCACCCCCUCACGCUCUGCACCAGCCCCACCCAACUCACUACCAGCACAGAAACAAGACAAGUACAUGACAUUGCCUAAACCCAAACCAAGGAAGGCUCUCACUAGACACGUCUCCAUGUCAGAUAACAACCAGAAGCUCAGGAAUCUGGAGUCAGAUCUGCAGAUUGAGCACAAGCUGCUGGAGAGUGCUCAGAACCUCCUCCGCAUCAACCACUCACAACUCAAGAUGGAGAAACUAGAAAUAACGGUCGUCACACACCAGAACAACAUCGACACACUUACCUCAAAAAUCAAUGCCAUCAGACUAGAACGUGAGAGUGUCCCUCAGUGUUCCCCUGUUGUUCCCCCGCCACUCCCCCCUCCACGACCUGCCCCACCCACCUCUGCACAGCAGCAGCAGAGGUCAAAGGUUAUCAACGAGCUGGUACACACGGAGCGAGACUUCCACCAUCAAGUUCAACUUUGCGUGGAUAAAGUGAUACCCUCCCUGCAAAUGGUGUCUGAGAUCAACAGUGAGCUGCUGUUUGGCAACUUGGAUGAGGUGGCCUCGUUAUCAAAGGACCUCCUCUCAGCUCUGGAGGAGGGGAAACCACUGGUGGGCGGAGUCUUUGUGACCUUUGCACCCCGACUACGAGAUACCUAUGGAAUGUACUGUCGUAAUCACGAUGUAGCAGCUUCUAUUCUGGAGAAGUACAUGGAAAGCCCUGUCCUCGCUGACAAGAUAAGACACUGUAUGGACGAGCUAAGGGACCAGAUCCAGGCGUGGGAUCUCCAGUCGUUCCUGAUCAAGCCAGUCCAGAGGAUACUCAAAUAUCCUCUCCUGGUGGACAAGUUGGUUGAGUCCACGGAGGAGAAGCACGCUGACAGAAAGGCCAUACAGAAUGCUCGUGAUGUCAUCGUCAAGAUGGCUCAGGACAUCAACGAGAUUAAGAGGAGGAAAGAUAUCGUUGAGCGUUACACUGGCCCCAAGGACGAGAGAAGAGGAACACUCUCAAAACACUCUAUCCAGAAAAAAGUACGGAGAAUGCAGCAAGCCUUCACACAGCUCACUGGACUGAGGUCAAAGACCAUCGAUACAAAGUUUGACGAGAUUGAGAGUAAAGUGUUGUCAUUGGAGACAGAGCUGAGAACAGUACUCAAAGAUAUUAGUACAUGGAUCGAGGAGUUACAGCAUAUCUGUGAUAGUCGAGAAUGCUCUAAAGAUGGGAUGACACUUUACAAUAGUGACGUGUCGAGUCUAACCAAUUAUGAGACCAUUCUGACCGAGCUACGGCAGGCCCUCAAGUCACAUUCGCAGUAUGUCAAGGAUUUUGUGAUGGCUCCGCUGGACAGUCUCCUGUCUCUCUUCCCAGACCCCCUUCACUUGAUACACAAACGCAAGGACAAGCUAUUGGACUAUGACCACACCCAGUACGCGUACGAGCACGCUGAAGAGCCAGACAAAAUAAAACAACUCAGAGAGCAAUCGCUCCUAGCAAAGAGAAAUUACGAAGCACUGAACCAACAGCUUUUGGAGGAGCUGCCAAACUUUUUGGACAUUUCGGUUAACAUGUUACAACAUCAGCUGACAGUAUUGGUACAAGCACAAUACCUGUUUCAUACGGACGUCUCGAAGCUUCUCUAUCCGUUUUGUGAGGUGAUUGAAGGCAGUACAGAGAUCCACACCAAACAUGCCACUGAGAUAGCCUAUAUAUCUCAUAAGCUCACACAAUUGUCGCUAGUCCCUGCAUCAUUAGCGAUGAACUUUACCACCAAAACAAAUGUUCCAAAGAGGUCAUCCGAGGGUUCACUGAGCGAGGGGUCGUCCCCAAUGUCCCCCCUGGACCACCCCCUGAUGGUCAGCUCCCCCCCUUCUGAGGGAGUGUUCUCCCUGGAGGAGAAUCUGGCAGAGGAGGGCGAGGAGGACGAGGACCUCCCUGAGGGCUCUGAGUUGGAGGUCCUCUACGACUUUGAUGCUCAAGAUUCUGCCGAGCUCAGUUUGACGCGUGGAGAGGUGGUGGUCCUGCGUUGCCCUCACGACCGUAUCGGGUGUGAGGAGUGGUGGUUGGUGGAGAGUGGGGUGGGGCACAGAGGUUACGUACCUGCAACAUACCUCGAAAAACGAACACCAAAUAUUAUAUAAUUAGAUGAUAUUAAUAUUAUUUUUUCAACUUUUUAAAUCUUUUUCAUGUUCUUUUUAUAAUAAUUAUUUAUUGUGCUUUGCUGUUAUAAAAUAAAUUGACGCA
Messenger RNA from Halichondria panicea, 2896 nucleotides. Its product is annotated as dynamin-binding protein-like. The record is from RefSeq and is a predicted model, not a curated record. The coding region runs from base 97 to 2793 and encodes 898 amino acids. NCBI's taxonomy places the organism in Eukaryota, Metazoa, Porifera, Demospongiae, Suberitida, Halichondriidae. The transcript is spliced from 14 exons. Gene Ontology annotation, cellular component: cytoplasm. Gene Ontology annotation, molecular function: protein binding; guanyl-nucleotide exchange factor activity.